UUCAAACAUCCGUUCGCGUUGGAGAUUACUACUCAACGUACUCAUGAAUGAACAAAUGAAGAAAUUACAGUGAAUCCAGCAGCUGUUUUUAUUCCGAGAAGAUUUUUAUCGCAUUAGUCUCUUGGUCAUAAUGAUUAUAAAAGGACUGUUCGGAAGAUAUGAAAGGUGGAACCCUGUUCAUCCGACUUAUGGAGCAUUUUGGGGCAUGGGUGUCGGCAUUGGCUGUGGUGUUGGAUGGGGUCCAGGAUUUGGUCCUGAAGUGGUAGGCUAUGUUGGAGCUGGCUGUGGUGUGGGUUUCAGUGUAGGUAUCACUCUAGCUGGCUUUGGUCUGGGUCUUCCUAUUAACUUCAUCUUUCAAGCCCCUUUUCAAGCAAUUACAGCAACAAGAGGCUCUGCAUUGGAAUCAGCACAUUUCAAUGGUUUUCUUUCUGGAAAACAUGUUGCUGGGAAUAGCUGGAGUGGAAUUGCAAGAUGUGUUUCUUACCUGCAUAGAGAAGCUGCGGAGAAAUUAUCUAGCUUUAGGCAAAGGCAGUUAUUGAUCAAGGGGAAAGAUUGAUAGCUUCAACAGAUCCUUCGUUUCCAUUAGUUGCUGAAGGAAGCGAAAUUGACAACCUUCAGUCUUUCAGCACGAGGCUAUGCACUACAGAAUGUAUUUUUGUCUAGAUUUUUAGACAAGAUGCUUGUCUUUUCCUUUUCUUUAAUUGGUUCAUGUGCAUAGAGUUAAUUCAAAUCAGUUCAGUAUUUUACUACUUUAUAAUGAUGAUUUGGUAUGAGUUAUUUUACUUCUCAAGAGCCCAUACCAAUGUAAUACUAACUCAAUCCUAACAAACCUUGUACAUCUCUAGCUUUCAUACAAAUACUCCCAAGGGUUAUUAUUUAUUACUGUAAACUA
This is a messenger RNA of Prosopis cineraria, 892 nucleotides long. Its product is annotated as cadmium-induced protein AS8-like. The record is from RefSeq and is a predicted model, not a curated record. Bases 131 to 556 code for a protein of 141 amino acids. The transcript has 4 exons. Lineage: Eukaryota; Viridiplantae; Streptophyta; Magnoliopsida; Fabales; Fabaceae.